Molecule: messenger RNA, 873 nt
Organism: Acanthoscelides obtectus
Lineage: Eukaryota; Metazoa; Arthropoda; Insecta; Coleoptera; Chrysomelidae
Source: the annotation of a GenBank genome assembly
CAAUGAGGCCCUCCUUAGUAUUCCGAACGUCCACAUAGAAAGUGUCUAUCUGAUUUUGGAGGCAGUAUAAAAACUGCCCGCGGCCAAAUUUCUAUUAUCAGUCGAUCGUGUUAUCGCAAACACUAACUACAAACUAAACGAAAUGGCGUGUCAGUACAUCGUCCUUGCUGCCUGCGUGGCCAUGUUGAAGGGAGGAGUCGUCAGCGCUAGCGCUGUCGUAGCCGCCCCGCUGGCCGCCCCAUUGGCAGCUGCCCCUGUUGCUGUCGCUAGGCUGUCGGACGCAACCAUUGAUCCCAACCCGGCUUACUCAUUCGCCUACGACGUCCAGGAUGCUCUAACAGGAGACUCAAAGUCGCACAUCGAAAGCAGGGCCAACGGCAUCGUCAAGGGACAGUACACCGUCGCUGACCCUGAUGGCACCAGGAGGAUUGUAGACUACUACGCUGAUCCCAUCCACGGAUUCAACGCUGUCGUUAGGAAGGCUCCCCAGGCUAUCAUCGCGAGGGCUGCUCCUGUUGUCGCUCCUGCUCCCGUCCUGAGGGCAGCUCCCGUUCUAGCCCCAGCUCCCGCGCCUGUGGUAGCUCCCGUAGCCAGGGCUGUAGCUCCAGCGCCUCUGUUCGCAAGGUCGAUUGCUGCUCCAGUUGCUGCACCUUUUGCCAGGUUUUCACCCUAUCUGGCCGCACCAGCGCCGGCGCCAUAUUUGUUUUAGAUGAUUGACUGAUGCCUGGUUAUGGGAGGGAAUAGAAUCUUAAUUUGAUUUGACUUUGGGCUACCAAGGUUGAUCAUAGAAGCUUUCAUAUUCCUUCGCUGUAUACACCUGUUUUUGUACACUGUUUUUAUACUUAUUGUAAAUAAAUGUUUGCUUACUACAAA